Messenger RNA from Solenopsis invicta (red fire ant), 1921 nucleotides. RefSeq names its product cytochrome P450 4C1-like. Lineage: Eukaryota; Metazoa; Arthropoda; Insecta; Hymenoptera; Formicidae. Bases 378 to 1916 code for a protein of 512 amino acids. The transcript is spliced from 11 exons. Gene Ontology annotation, molecular function: oxidoreductase activity, acting on paired donors, with incorporation or reduction of molecular oxygen; iron ion binding; heme binding. The record is from RefSeq and is a predicted model, not a curated record.
CUCAUUUUUUUAAUCUCGCUGAGUAUUUUCGAGACAUAGAGAGCACCGAAUCGUUUUGAUGAUCUUUUCGAUUAUCUCUACGUACGUACUUACGUAAAUAAGCUUUUAUUUGUAUGAUUACAUUACUUCAUAUGUGGUCAUGUAUAGACUUCUGAUUGACAAUUGGUUCCAACACUAAUCUUUGAAACAAGUAUAUGUGACUCACAUCGGGUUUAUCAAGUUUGAUGCCGAAAAAUUAGUCGUAGUUUAGCAGACACACGAAACACUAGCUGUAUCGCGUAAAAAUAAAGACGUCGAUUGUUAAUAAGCAAAGAGAAGUUAUUUUGUUGGGCUGCUAUCCUUAGCAGUAUCAGUGUUCAAAUAAAACUAUUACGAAAAUGGAUUUCGUCUCGUUGGGAUUAUGUACACUUUACUUUGUGGCAUUUUUGCUAAUUGUGUCGGUAGUGCAUAGACACUACCAGAUCCAUGAAAAACUUAAAAAUAUUCCGCAAGUUGGAAGAUAUCCGUUCGGAGCGAUGUUUGAGCUUUUAAAUCGGUCAAACUAUGAAAUGACGAAAAUUUUGAUGAAACAGUUUGAAGAAGCCAAACACCAAGGAAUAUAUAAGCAUUGGCUAAUUGGCCAAGCUUAUAUAAAUAUUUUUCAUCCAGAAUAUGUGAAGGUUAUUCUUGACAGCAAGAAUAUUACAAAAGGUUUCCAUUAUAAAUUAUUGGAAGCCUGGCUAGGAAAAGGCCUUAUCAUAUCCACAGGUGAACAAUGGUCCCACGACAGAAAACUCAUCGGGUCAUUAUUUUAUAAGCAGAUGUUAAAUCAAUAUGCUAUUAUACAAAGUGAAAAAGCUGAAAUCUUAAUAACGCGUCUCGAAAGGAAAAUAGAGGAAAAUCCAGGAGAAGCUAUUGAUAUUUGCCCCUUCAUGUUCAAUUGUACUCUUGAUAUUAUCUGCGAAACGGCAAUGGGUGUGGAUUUACGUGCUCAAGAACCAAAUAUAGUAACCGAAUAUACAACAGCAGUACAUCAAAUAUCCGAAUUAACAAUGACACGAUUUUUUCAACCGUGGUAUUGGAUUAACUGGUUGUUCUAUUUAUCACCUAAAGGAAAGCAGUAUAAAUCAAUACUUAAGACAUUGCAUGAAUUUACGAAACAGGUGAUAUAUAGGAAACAAGCAGAAAGGCAAUCUCAAAACAGCUAUACCAAAUUUGAAAAUGAUGACGAUGAAUUUAACAUAGGUAAGCAGAAAAGGAAAGCGUUCCUAGAUGUAUUAUUAGAUGAGAAUGCGAAAAACGACUCUCCCUUGACCGAUGAUGAGUUGAAAGCGCAAGUUGACACGUUUAUGUUUGCGGGACACGACACAAAUGCCCUUGCUCUAAUUUGGACACUGUUUCUCUUGGGCAAUAACCUUGAGCAUCAGGAAGAAGUUCACAAAGAACUGGAAACAGUUUUCGGAGAUUCAGUGACACCAGCUAGCCAAGAGCAAUUAUCACAAUUAGAAUAUCUAAAUAGAGUUAUAAAAGAAUCACACCGAAUACUACCAAGCGUCCCGGUAAUUACGAGAAAACUAGUAGAAGAUGUAAAAUUAGGAAAUAAUGUCAUUCCAAAAGGAAUGACUGUAGCAAUAACAAUAAUGUUCCUACAUCGGAAUCCGGAAAUCUGGCCGAAUCCGUUAAAGUUCGAUCCAGAUCGCUUCCUUCCGGAAAAUUCUUACAACAGGCCAAAAUGUGCUUUUAUUCCAUUCAGCAGUGGACAAAGAAGCUGCAUAGGCCAGCAAUUUGCAGCAAUAGAACAAAAAAUAAUAUUGACUGCUAUUCUCAGAAAAUGGAGGGUAAAAAGUGUAAAAACAAUAGACACAAUAAAGUACAGUGCCUCAGUUCUUUUGCGACCUGAAGAGAAGGUACUUAUACAUUUUACGCCUAAAAAAUAAAGUUU